AUGGUCGCUCCCACGCUGGUGCUGCAGAUCGGCUGUUUCUUUGGGAUAUUUACCUGCGACACGCCCCGGGGAGUCUGGCCUGAAGGACGCCCGACUGUUCUUUCCCCGUGGCCUCCCAGUCCCAGCUCGACGAGCUCAACUACUUCGGUGCCCCCGGCUGCUUCGUCUGCAUCUACGAUCAGUGUCCCGACAGUCACCGGCCCGACUGAGCCUACAGUGACGGUGACUGCAACGUCCUCUGCAUCUACUACUCUGACGACGCUCACGACUCUGCCCUCGCCCACAGACUCUGCUACUGCCACUUCUGCUUCUACUUCUGCUGAUUCCACUACUAUCUCCAGCACAUCCAGUGCUUCUGACCCGGCUGGCUCUUCCACUCUCGUUCCCACCUCAGAGCCUAGCGCCUCUGAGCCUAGCACUUCAGAGCCCAGUUCAUCUACCGGUACUCCAGGGACUUCGACCAGUGAUCCUGAUCCCACGAGUGCCACUGAGCCGUCCAGUACUUCGACCUCGACUCCCGAGCCUUCAGGUACUGUGACUUCAAGUACUUCGACUUCGAGUCCUAGUACUAGCCCCCCCAGCACUUCCAGCACUUCCAGCACUAGCCCGUCUAGUACCUUGACCUCUACCUCAUCCCCCUCUACGUCUUCUACCUUAACGCCCAGUGCCAGCCCUACCCCGUCUACUACAGUCACCCCGUCCCCCAGCAUGUCUGUUACUUCCACUAGCGUGGCACCCUCGGCCACCGGGUCCCUGGCCAACAACAUCCUUGUCAUCGCCCGCGACUCUACGCAGGCCAGCGUUGCCUCGUCCGGCCUGAAUGGCUACGGAAUCCCCUUCACGACGCUCCUGGUCCCUCAGGCCGGCGUCGAGCUGCCGGCCCUGAACUCCUCCUCAGGGGGCAACUUUGGCGGUAUCGUCGUUGCCGGCGAAGUCAGCUACGACUACGGUAACGAUAACUGGCGCUCCGCCCUGACGGACGACCAGUGGAACCAGCUGUACGCGUACCAGCUCGCCUACGGCGUGCGCAUGGUCCAGUACGACGUCUUCCCCGGUCCCAACUUCGGCGCCUCGUCCAUCGGCAACGGCGGCUGCUGCGCCGACGGUGUCGAGCAGCUCGUCUACUUCACGGAUACCAGCGACUUCCCCACGGCCGGCCUCAAGACCGGCUCCAGCGCGGGCGUCUCGACCUCGGGUCUCUGGCACUACACGGCUUCCGUCACCGACACCAACACCACCAAGGCGAUUGCGUCGUUUGCCUCCGGCGGCGGGGUUGACGGCGAGUCUGUGGCCGCGGUCAUCAACAACUUCGAUGGCCGCCAGCAGAUGGCCUUCUUCAUCGGCUUCGACACUGUCUGGUCCCAGACCUCCAACUACCUGCAGCACGCCUGGAUCACCUGGAUCACGCGCGGCCUGCACGCCGGGUACCGCCGCGUGAACCUGAACACCCAGAUUGACGACAUGUUCCUUGAGACCGAUAUCUACCAGCCCAGCGGAACCAUCUUCCGCAUCACGACCGAUGAUAUGGACGGCAUCACCAACUGGCUGCCCAGCAUCCGCGCCAAACUCAACGCUGGAAGCACCUACUUUGUCGAGAUCGGCCACAACGGCAACGGCAACAUCGAAGCCGGCACCACGGCGGCCGGUGAGAGCACCUGCUCCGGCGGCGCCAUCGAGUACGACUCGCCUCCGGACACGGCCCUCGAAUUUGUCAAGCCUAUCGGCACCGGCACUGACGUCUGGCCAACCUCGCCGACCAACUUCACCUGGACAACGACCUGCAUGAACGCGGACAGCCUGCUCAUAUGGUUCCAGAACCACCUGGACGACUACGCCUACAUCAGCCACACCUUCACCCACUUGGAGCAGAACAACGCCACCUACAGCGACAUCUACAAGGAGAUCUCCUUCAACCAGGUCUGGCUCGAGCGUGCUGGCUUCUCGGCCGCGUCCAAGUUCACCUCCAACGGUAUCAUCCCGCCCGCCAUCACCGGCCUGCACAACGGUGACGCUCUCCGCGCCUGGUGGGACAAUGGCAUCACCAACUGCGUCGGCGAUAACACGCGUCCUGUCCUCCUCAACAGCGAGAACGAGAUGUGGCCCUACUUCACCACUGAGGCCGCCGACGGGUUCGCGGGUAUGCAGGUCAACCCGCGCUUCGCGACUCGAAUCUACUACAACUGCGACACCCCUGCCUGCACGACACAGGAAUGGAUCGAUACCUCUGCCGGCGCCGGAGACUUCAAUGACCUGCUGGACACAGAGCGCGCCGAGGUCCUGCGUCACUUGUUCGGCCUCCAUCGCGACCCGUACAUGUUCCACCAGGCCAACCUGCGCAAUGUCGGGAUCGACCCCAUCACCGUCGGCUCUGAGACCGGCCAGUUCUCCAUCUUCCAGGCGUGGGUUGAGACCAUCGUUGCCGAGUUCACCCGGCUGGUGGACUGGCCCAUUGUUACGAUUACGCAUCAAGAGAUGUCCGCCGAAUUCCUCGCCCGCUACACCCGCGACCACUGCGACUACGGGCUCAACUACAUCCUCGACAACGGCGCUAUCACCGGCGUCACCGUGACUGCGAACGGCAACACCUGCGACGCGAACAUCCCCGUUACCUUCCCGACCGCGCCUACGGACACCCUAGGCUUCGCGACGGAGCAGCUGGGCAGCGACCCCUUCACCGUAUGGGCGCAGCUCUCCGGCUCGCCCGUGACCUUCUCCCUUGCCACGCCAAUUGCACUCUAG
This is a messenger RNA of Aspergillus nidulans FGSC A4, 2739 nucleotides long. It is a transcript of the gene agd3, whose product is annotated as putative extracellular serine-rich protein. The coding region runs from base 1 to 2739 and encodes 912 amino acids. The record is from RefSeq and is a predicted model, not a curated record. Lineage: Eukaryota; Fungi; Ascomycota; Eurotiomycetes; Eurotiales; Aspergillaceae. The transcript has 2 exons.